AUGAAGUCUACAGGUGCCUUUGAUGCGAGCAUUAGCAUGAUUGCCGCGGAACUACUUCCAACCGAAGCAACAGCACCAGCACCAGCACCGGUAGUAGCAGCCGAUAAGAAGCAAUUGGAAAAGCGCAUGAAAGCAAUCCUGAAAGAAAAAGGCAACAAGAGCUGUUCGGAAUGUCGCUCGCACAAACCCAAAUGGAUGUCUCUCCUGGCAGCGCCGAUUGACCAAGACCACUGCAUGUUGGGCGUCUUGGUAUGCCACACGUGCCGCGAGUACCAUUUGGCACUGGGCCAAGAACUCUGUCAACUCAAGAGUCUCAAAGAACCAGAAACGUGGACGGAACGCGAUAUUGUCACGUUGGAACACAGUGGCAACAGUGCCGUCAAUGCCAUUUAUCAAUCGGCAUUGGAAGGCAAUCAUACCGACAAACACAUUGGGUCGCUGGCGAGUGCUGCCUUUGUGCGGUCCAAAUAUCAAGAUUGUCAGUACUUUACGGAAGAAGCGUAUCAUCGACAAAUGGCAUUGCGGGCCGCUGGUAAAGACGUCACUGAUCGCCCACCCACACCCACUACGGAAGAUAAAGUGCGACGAGCACUCGGCAAGCAAGGUUCCAUUCGAAAUUUGACAGGCUUGACGAAUCUACAAAGCUCCAUUCGAAGUUUGGCAGGUAUCAAUCAAGGCUCUAUUCGAAAUUUGGGAAAAGAAGGGUCCAUGAGGAUGUUGUUGCUCCCCAAGAAUAACAGCAUUCAAAAAUUGGAUGACAACAACAACAAUGCUAGCACUAUCAAAAACAACAACACUAAUCAGGGAUCCUCGUCCAUGAUGUUUGCAUCCAGUGCCAACCUUUCUUCCUCGUGGGUCAGUCAUCAUCCGGACGGGGAUAACAAUAACGCCAGCAAGAACCACAACAGUCUGAACAGGAGCUUUGAAUUAUUGGAACAGAACCACAGCAAUCCUGACCUGCAACAGCAACCACAAGAACUGCCAGUACUGUCCCUCAAAGAACGACGCCAGCAGCGACGUACCAGGUCCAGGCGCAGCAUGUUGGUGGACACGGAUGAUCAAGCGGGGAGCAGCAACAACCAGGAUAGUGGUAUUAAUCUGUCCGACGGGGAUUCCGAACCGGAAGAAACAUUCCAUCGUUCUGCUCCGAGACUCACAAUGAUGAGAAAAUCGGGCUCGAACAGGGAUUUGAUGAGAAAAUCGGGAUCGCAUAGGGAUUUGAUGAGGAAAUCGGGCUCGUACACUGAUUUGCUGCAUCCUGGAGGAAGGAACCGAGCCAUGAACCGAUCGUCUUCGCAGGUGGACUUGUUCAAUAGAACCAAUUCAUCGUCCAAUCGACGAUUGGCCGCGAGCAAGGCAUUGUCGCAAAAAGAUCUCAUGGGUUGUCCCAAUACCAGGGUGGUACCACCAAUAAUGAAGAAAUCCUUGUCGCAAAAAGAUCUCAUGGGUGGUCGCAGUAGUAACAGCAGGGUACCAAUGAAGAAAUCCUUGUCACAAAUGGACUUGAUGGGGUCGCCGUCGACAUCCAGACCCAAGUAUCGACGAGCCACAUCCAAGCAACGACUGGUGUUGGCGAACGAAGAGUCAUUUCGAAAGGGACUACCACCCAAAAGCAAUAGUCAACCACACCGACGAAACCCUCGAUCAGACUCCAACCGCAUGCUCGUGGAACGAAACAACAAAGGAACUAGUACUACCGAGACGGGCUGGAGUACCGGUAGGCCCAACCGUGCAGCCCGAAAUACAUCCAGCAGAGACAGUGCACAACAACCACAAAGUGAAACCAAUCAUGGUCGGAAAAAGGAAAUGCGAAGAUCUCGGUCCGGAUCGGAGGAGGAAGGGGAUCGCGGGAAGACGAGUCGUCGGGCAACUCAGCCGAGCAACAACAAUUCUCGUAGGUCCUUAUCUCCUGAUGGCUCACCACCACCCAAAACAAACAAGCACCGAGGUCACCAUCCCAAAUCUAGUAGUAAAGCUCCGAGAUCCUUGUCGCCCAUGGAACGACGAAAGGAACAAAAGCCAAGACGUUCGUCUUUGGCCAGGUUGACGUUGACGGCCCCAAGCGGACACGACGAUGAGAGUUUUGGUGCCACCGCUUCCAGCUCUAUGUUUCCGGAACGAACGACCGUCAAGAAACCCAACCGUCGUAUUAUGUUGGAGUCACAGUCAGAUGAAGACGGGCUGAUGAGAACAUUGAAAAUGAACCACAAACCUCAUGCAACCUUGUCGGCGGACGCGGCGAUCGAGGGGGUGCGAAGGAGUGACAAACCGAGACGCAGGACGAAACGAGGCUCGGGCAGAGAUGUCGUCGGAGUUACGAAAGCAAAGCGUAGCUCGAGUAAACGCAGUCAACCCGUCAAGGCACUGUCUGCUUCGAGUGGACUAGACUUUAGGCAGGAUUGGGAGAAAGAGGUCUCUCUGGAAUCCACAAAGAAAGCUAGCUUGUCGGAUUCAGACCCGCUCGUGUUAAACUGGGAAGGAUCAGACGAUGAAUCCGAUGGUAACGAGGGCAUACAAGACUGUCAGCUUCGUGAUUCCUUGGAUGCUACUGACGCAGACGAUGCGGUUUGA
Molecule: messenger RNA, 2571 nt
Organism: Seminavis robusta
Lineage: Eukaryota; Bacillariophyta; Bacillariophyceae; Naviculales; Naviculaceae
Source: the annotation of a GenBank genome assembly